Messenger RNA from Knipowitschia caucasica, 3762 nucleotides. The record is from the annotation of a GenBank genome assembly. NCBI's taxonomy places the organism in Eukaryota, Metazoa, Chordata, Actinopteri, Gobiiformes, Gobiidae.
AUGGAUACGUUUUUCCGACGGCACUUUAGGAGAAAAGAGGGAGCGACCUCGAGGGACGCAGACUCCGGGCGUCACAGGAGGCCGAGCGUCGCUGUGCCCACGAGCAAGGCACGCCGCCGGUCCAGCGCCGGACUCCCCUCCUCCAGCCUUUGUCAACGCCGCAGAUCCAGCGUCCAACUCCAGGCGCCGCUGUGCAUUAGCGGAGGGGGGCGCACAGUGUCCCGACCGAGAGGCGGCCCCGGCAGGAGGCGGUCCAGCACGACCACGCCGAGUCUCAACCCGAGGUUUGCAGUCCGACGGCGGAAAGUGGGGAAACUACGCACGAUUGACACGCAUCUUCUGGGACCUUCCAUGCUGUUGGCGAGUCUUUUCCAAAUGGCCGAUGAGGGGGAGGGGCCACACGGCGAGCAGCAGGUGGAAGUGCGUGGGCUCCAAUCAGACGGUGACGACAGCAGUGGGAGCGAGUACGACAGCCAAUCAGAGGACAGCCAGAUCUCAGUCGCAGAGCUUCCAGAAGAAGACGACCAAUUAGACAGCGGCGAUCAGUCUCCGCAUUCCUCUCCUUCGCGUCCAUUUGUGACAACGGACAGAGAUGUCCCGCCCGCAAAGCCGCAGACUGAGAAGCCGCGGUCCACGUCGUCACGGCCGCUCAUACGGGCCCCGCGUUGCCUUCGCAGGAACUCCUCGCAAGUUUUUGGUGGCGAGAGCUCAGGGCUGUGUUACCGGUAUCGCGGUUCCAGUCAAAGUAAAAGGAGGAGGAUUUCUACUAUUUCCAAAGCUGGAAGCCCGUGGCCCGGACGUGGACUGCCACUGCCUCCGAACCGCAGGAGCUCCGUGUACCACAUGCACCACCCAGCGUUCUGCCAGGGGCCGGGAACACUCAGCCCGAUGGGGGCCUAUGACUCUAGCCUGGAGAGCUGGAGUGCCUUCUUGUUAAAAGCCAUAGCAAAGUCGGGUUUGCAGCACACAGGACCUGCCUCCACCGAGCCGCGGCCAGAGCCCAGCAGCUGCAUCGACUGGACCGAAAAUGCACAGUUUGGUGACCACAUCUGGUUUGAGACGAGCGGCUCGGGAGAUUUCUGUUACGUGGGUGAACAGUACUGCGUCGCCAAGUCACUGCAAAAAUCUGUGGCCAGGAAGAAGUGCGCAGGUUGUAAGAUCUCGGUCCACACCAUGUGCAUGGAGCAGCUGGAGAAGAUUAACUUCAGAUGCAAACCUUCAUUCAGGGAACCAGGCUCUCGUAACGUCAGAGAGCCGAGUAUUGUGAGGCAUCACUGGGUGCACAGGAGGCGGCAGGCGGGGAAGUGUCGUCAGUGUGGAAAGGGAUUUCAACAGAAGUUUUCAUUUCACAGCAAAGAGAUUGUGGCGAUCAGCUGCUCGUGGUGCAAACAGGCUUAUCACAACAAGGUGACGUGCUUCAUGCUGCAGCAGAUAGAAGAGUGCUGUUCCCUCGGAGCUCACGCCGCCGUCAUGGUCCCUCCCACGUGGAUCAUCCGGGUCCGAAAACCACAGACAUCGUUGAAAUCCAGUAAAAAGAAAAAGCGGACGUCACUGAAGAACAAUAAGUCGAGUAAAAAAGGAGCAGAGCUCCAGGACGGACGCUGGAAGCCGUUUCUAGUGAAGGCUCUUUCUUCUCAGCUGGUGAAGCCGGUCCUGGUCUUUGUGAACCCAAAGAGUGGAGGAAACCAGGGGGCAAAAAUCAUCCAGUCCUUCAUGUGGUAUCUAAACCCUCGGCAGGUGUUCGACCUGUCACAAUCUGGACCAAAAGAGGGGUUGGAGCUCUACGCCAAAGUGCCAAACUUAAGGAUCCUGGCCUGUGGAGGAGACGGAACGGUCGGGUGGAUCUUGUCAGUGCUGGACCAGUUAAAGAUCCGGCCUCCGCCACCGGUCGCCAUUUUGCCGCUCGGGACGGGGAACGAUCUGGCCCGGACGCUGAACUGGGGCGGGGGGUACACAGACGAGCCCAUCACAAAGAUCCUGUCCCACGUGGAGGAUGGGAAUGUGGUGCAGUUGGACCGAUGGGACCUCCAGGUGGAGCCCAACCCAGAGGCGAGGCCCGAGGACCGGGACGAGCAGAACACUGACAAGCUUCCAAUUGACGUCUUCAAUAACUACUUCAGUCUGGGCUUCGACGCUCACGUCACUCUGGGCUUCCACGAAUCAAGAGAGGCAAAUCCGGAGAAGUUCAACAGUCGCUUCAGGAAUAAAAUGUUCUAUGCAGGAACGGCCUUCUCGGAUUUCCUGAGCGGGAGUUCGAAAGACCUCGCCAAGCACAUCCGAGUAGUGUGCGACGGGACCGACCUCACGACCAAAGUCCAAGAGAUGAAGCUGCAGUGCCUCCUCUUCCUCAACAUCCCCAGGUACUGUGCCGGCACCGUGCCGUGGGGAAACCCAGGGGAACAUCACGACUUUGGGCCACAGCGACAUGACGACGGCUGCAUCGAAGUCAUCGGGUUCACCAUGACGUCACUGGCAACGUUGCAGGUGGGAGGUCACGGCGAGCGGCUGCACCAGUGCCGAGAGGUGACCCUGAGCACGUUCAAGUCCAUCCCCAUGCAGGUGGACGGGGAGCCCUGCAAACUGGCCCCCUCAGUCAUCCACAUCAAACUGCGCUCCCAGGCCAACAUGGUGCAGAAGGCCAAGAGGCGGAUCUCCAUGCCCCACCUCAACGAUCAGCAGCCGGUGCCAGAGAAGCUGCAGAUCCGCGUGAACCGAAUCAGCAUGACGGCGUACGAAGCCCUGCACUACGACAAAGACCAGCUCAAAGAGGCCUCCACUCCUCUGGGUCUCAUCACGGUUCCUGGAGACUGCGAUCUGGAAACUUGCCGGCGCCACAUAGAGCGACUGCAGGACGACACAGACCAGGACAACGACCCGAUGAAAGGAGAGUGUUUUUCAUCUCAAAAACUGUCCAUGAAGUGGUGUUUCCUCGACUGCACUACUGCUGACCGCUUCUACAGGAUCGACCGAGCUCAGGAGCAUCUAAACUACGUGACGGAGAUCUCUCAGGAGGAGCUGUACAUCCUGGACCCAGAGAUGGUGCUGAAGGAGAGCGUGGGCACCUCCCCCCUGAUGCCCGACCUGGUGGACUCUGACGAACCGCUCGGCUACUCCUCCCCCACCUCCCCCUCCACCCCCACUCACCCCCACCGGGUCCGAGAUUUUCAGAGGAAGAGGAUUUCCAGUGACAGCUCAGUCUCCGACGCCUUGUCUCAAAACUCGAAGGCUCAGCUCUGCAGGAGGGGGGCAAAGAUUCUCAAUGUGCACCGUUCCAAUACCACCCUCGCCGAUUUCAGGCCCUUGAUGAUUAGUUCCACUUCAGCUGCACGAAACACUGUAAAAGAUGCAGAGUUGAUAGAAAGUGUAAAAACAGAAAACAUGAGCAGAUUGAUGGCGCUGCACCAGCAGGGGGCAGACCUGCUGCUUCAGGACCAGGGCGGCCGCACACUGCUCCAUCACGCUGUGGACGCCAGCAGCAAAGACAUCAUCAAGUACCUCAUUGACAACGUUCCCACGUCGCACCUGGACGUCACCGAGAAAGAGACAGGAGAGACGGCGCUGCACAAAGCGGCGAGCUCCUGUCAGAGGACCAUCUGUCACUUACUGGUGGAAGGAGGGGCUUCUCUCAUGAAGACAGACCUGCAGGGGGAAACUCCAAAACAGCGCGCAGAGAAAGCAGACGACCAGGACUUGGCUGAAUAUUUGGAAAACCGACAGCAUUAUCAGAUGAUCCAGAGAGAGGACCAGGAGACUGCGGUCUGA